Messenger RNA from Aedes aegypti (yellow fever mosquito), 861 nucleotides. RefSeq names its product 60S ribosomal protein L13a-like. Gene Ontology annotation, molecular function: structural constituent of ribosome; mRNA binding. Gene Ontology annotation, biological process: negative regulation of translation; translation. Bases 91 to 801 code for a protein of 236 amino acids. The record is from RefSeq and is a predicted model, not a curated record. NCBI's taxonomy places the organism in Eukaryota, Metazoa, Arthropoda, Insecta, Diptera, Culicidae. Gene Ontology annotation, cellular component: cytosolic large ribosomal subunit; ribosome. The transcript has 3 exons.
GAAACCGGUGCGCGUUUUCUUGCCGCCGCGAAACGGAAGUGUGAAAGUGAUUUCGACUUUGAUGUCUCUUUUUAUUUGUGACUGUGAAAGAUGCCAGGCUUGUCGGAAAAGCCAAUCCUAAUCGACGGUCGCGGCCAUCUGUUGGGCCGUUUGGCCUCGGUCAUUGCCAAGCAGAUCCUGAAUGGCCGCAAGGUAGUGGUCGUGCGCUGCGAGGAUUUGCAGCUGUCAGGACACUUCUUCCGGAACAAGAUAAAGUUCUUGGCCUAUCUGCGCAAACGGUGCAAUGUCAAUCCGGCCCGUGGCCCAUUCCAUUUCCGUGCCCCCAGCCGGAUGCUGUGGAAGGCCGUCCGAGGAAUGGUCCCACACAAGACCAAGCGAGGACACAACGCCUUGAAGCGCCUGAAGGUUUACGAGGGCAUCCCAUCGCCGUUUGAUCGCCAGAAGCGUCUGUGUGUCCCAACGGCCAUGAGACAGCUCUGCCUGCGUCCCGACAGGAAGUUCUGCGAUGUCGGACGAGUUGCCCAUGAAGUUGGCUGGAAGUACCGAGACGUUGUCAACAACCUGGAAGCCAAGAGGAAGAUCAAGUCCCGGUUGUCGUACUUGCACUCGAAGAAGCUGAAGAAACUGACAUGGAAGGCACGCACCGCCGUUGCCGACAAGGUCAAGGACCAGGAUGCCGUUCUCCGGAAAUACGGAUACCUCACCUCCGAAUUUGAGAAGAAGUGGAGUCGACCUGUUCUCAACGCGCAGCCAGCCAAGCCAGGAAAGAAGAAGCGUCAGGCCGCUGCUGGUAGCAACUGAAAAAUCAAGUCUUGCUGCGAUAUUUAAGGCAAACAUCUAAUAAAUUUCAAACACAAGUUA